UCUCUGUGUCCACGUCAAACCUGACAGCCGUCGCCGCAGCCGAGCCGAUAAUGGCUGCAGUUGAGGUGGCACUUUGUGGACUCUGUGUUUCUCCGGAAUAAACAUCGAGUGAAAAACUUUCUGUGAGGUUCAUCCGGGUUCCCGCGGAGCCGUUACGUCAUUUAACCGCCGCUCAGGUGUAAAGAUCGACGGUUAGCUAGUCUUCCUCCAGGUGAGCGAUCAGCUGUGAUUAUCUGGACUCCGUGUUCAAAGAGCGGCUGUCAGCCUGAGCAGAGACUUUGUUUAAGAAGUUUAAAGUUUAGUUUAAAACCUCCGAGGUGAAGAGUUUAUUACUGAACUUAAUGACGAAGUUAUCAGCUCCGGAGGUUAAGCUAAGCUAGUUAGCAUCCCCCCCCCUCGACCCCUCUCGAUCCUCUCGAUCCUCGGCCCUGCUUUGUUUUGGUUCGGUCUCGUCGGGCUGCUCCUCCCCUGAACAUGUCGUCCUGGUUGGGGGGAAUCGGCUCCGGCCUCGGUCAGUCUCUGGGGCAGGUCGGGGGCAGCCUGUCCUCCUUCACCGGUCAGAUAUCAAACUUCACCAAAGACAUGCUGCUGGAGGGAGUGGAGGAAGUGGGAGAUGCUGCCACUGAGCUGCAGGUGUCCAAUUCCAGGUUGGCUGAAGUGGAAGCUGCUUUCACCUCUCAGAAAUCUGAGUACGACAGACUGAGGAAGCUUUAUGCAGAGCUGGAGGAGAAGCUGGAGGCCUCAGAGAUCCAGAUUAAAGGACAGUCUGCAGAGUACCGAUCCCUCCUGCAGCAGAAAGACGUGGAGAUCAGUCACCUGAAAGCUCGGCAGAGUGGACUCCAGGAAGAGGUCCAGACGCUGCAGCAGUCGGCUCAGUCCUCCUCGGGCGGUCCCGCGUUGCUUCCCGUCACCACGUCCGCCUCGUCCACCACCUCCUCGUCCGUCUCCUCGUUCCUGUCCCGGCCCUCGGGGUCCCAUCAGGGCUUCCACAGUGACGAGAUGGACCUCAGUGACGUCAUCUGGUCGCAGCAGGAGAUCAACAGGCUGUCCACUGAAGUCCUGCGUCUGGAGGCCGAGGUGGCUCACUGGAGGAGAAUGUCUCAGGCAUCAACAGCAGCAGGAAGUGGAAACGGCGAUCAGAGCGACAUUCACAAACUUCAGCGAACUAUAAAGGAUCUGCGAGAGGAGAUGAGUCGAGAGGUGGAUGAACACCAGCAUGAACUGGCCGCUCUGCAGGACGCUCAGCGGCAGAAGCUGGCCGACAUCACGCGGCGACACAGAGACGAGUUAGCCGAGUACGAGGAGCGGAUCGAGGAGCUGGAGGAGCAGAUUCAGAGCGGUGGAAGUCAACCCGCUUCCCCUUCAGACGCCUCCAAGCUGCCUGACCUGGAGAAGACCGUGGGCUCCCUGCAGGAGGCUGCAGACCGACGGGAGGAGCAGCUGGAGGAGCUGUCUGCACGGCUGGAGGAGGCGCAGAAGAAGCAGUCCUCGCUGCAGCUGGAGAAAGAAGAAGUCCAGGAGGAGAACGCCGGGCUGCUGCAGAACUACACGCGGCUGCAGGCGUCCGUCUCCGAGCUUCAGACCCGCGUGCAGGAGCAGGAGGGGAAGGCUCUGCAGAAAGCUCAGCUGGACAACGAGAUCCAGGUGUUGAGGAAAAAACUCACAGACACAGAAAUAGAAAUGGAGAGACUGAAAAGCCUGGCUGAGGCGGAACCAAAAGAAGAAGUUGAGCAUGCAGACAUCUUAGAACUGAACACCAUCAUCGGGACACUGAGACAAGAAAAAGAAGUUGUAGAACAAGAAAAGCUUGAUCUUCAACAAAGACUGAAACUGGCAGAGGAACAGUUAUCAAGUGGUAAAGAAGAAGCGGAGUCUGGUGAAUGGGAGUCGUUGGAGGAUCUGAAGGCGGAGCUUCAGAGGAGAGAAAAAGCUCUGAGGAACACCGAGGAGGAACGAGACACCCUGAUGUCCGAGCUGGAGGAACUAGACCAGCAAAACCAGGAAGCAACACAGCACAUGAUCUCUGUGAAGGAGCAGCUCAGCGGACAGCUGAAGGAGGCCGAGGCAGAAAUGACGAGGCUGACUGCUGAGCUCAGCAAGACCAAAGACCUGAAGAAAGAACUGGAGCAAGAGCUGGAGACCCAAAAGGAGAAAAUUAGCCAGAGUGCUUUCACCCUGAACGACCUUCACAUGAGCAAACAGCAGCUGGAAGGGACAGUGAAGGAGCUGAGAGACAAACUGGGACUGGCACAGGAGAAGAGCAAGGAGGCAAGAAGAGAAACGACAGCGCUGAAGAAGACGCUGCAGGAGAGAGAGGAGCAACUGUGUGCUGCUAGAACAAAGUUAGAUCAGGCAGGGGAGAGGGGAACUGAGGCACAGGGAGACACAGAGAAGCUAGCAGGGAAGGAGAGGGAGUUCUCAGAGCUGAGGAGAGAGUUGGAUGAGUUGAGGCGCUCUCAGGAGAAGGUGUUGAGUGAGGACUACGAGUUAAAGAUGGAGAACAGAAAGUUGAUAACCGAGAGCGAGGAAGCAAACAGGCACAUGAAAGAAAGCCAGACGUCUCUGAAUCGAUCGGUACGGGAGAAGGACACUCGUAUCGAAGCUCUGAAGCUGGAGAAAAACCAACUCGAGGGGGAGUUGAGGCAGGCUGAGAGCACGCUGACAGAGCAGGCCAAGCAGUACCAGCAGACCAUCGAGGAGUUGACCCGCGCCCGCUCCAUGGACGCUUCAGCUCUGCAGACGGAGCACGAGAGGGCCAUCAAACUGAACCAGGAGAAAGACAUGGAGAUCUCUCAGCUGAAAAGGGACAUCGAGCAGUUAGCGUCCGACCACAGAGACACCAACGAGAUGCUUUCGAUCACGGUCGCGGGGCAGAAGCAGCUGACGGAUUUACUGCAGGAGAAGGACGUCUUCUUGGAUACGUUGAAACAAAACGCCUCCGAUUUGCAGGCGGAGAUGGAGAACAGUAUUUCAGUUGCGACAAAGGAGGCGGAUACUCUCAGACAGGCGCUGGAGGAGAAGGAUAAACAGCUGGGAGGCAUGAAGGAGGAGAACAGUCACUUAAAGGAAGAGAUCGAUCGACUGAGGGAUCAGCAGAGCAGACCUCUGCCUCUGUCCGAGCCCAGGACUUUAGACAUCAUCACCGAGCUGGAGACAGAGAUCACACAGCUCAAAUCCUCCAGAAACAGACAGGAGGAGGAGGUCCAGACUCUGAGGAGAACCUUAGAGGAGCAUCAGGCCUCUCUCCUCCUGUCACAGCACUCCCUCCAGGCUCAGCAGAGCGAGCUCGAGCAGGCACACGCUCGCCACCAGCAGACCACGCUCAACUACGACAGGCUCAUCCACGCCCGAGAGGACGAGAUAUCCCGCCUCCAGCUGACUGUGGAUCAGCUCAGCGAAAGCCGAGGGCGAGCCGACUCCCCUCCCGUGCGGGGGGACGUCAUCCUGCAGGAGGAGAAAACACAGACUCUCAAUCAGGACAACGGCAACGAGAAACACGACCUGUCCAAGGUGGAAAUCGAGAAGCUGGUGAGAGGCAUCAAAGAGAAAGAGACUGAGAUCAGUCAGCUGAACGAGAAGAACCUCUCCCUGACCCGACAGCUCGAUCAGCUGCUGGUGUCUCGGGAUGAAGUGGGCAAACUGUCCCAGGUGAUCCUGCAGAAGGAUCUGGAGAUCCAGGCGCUUCAUGCCAGAGUGACAUUAGGUGGAGUUGGAGGACACGCCCAGGAUAUCAUGUAUUUACAGCAGCAGAUACAGGCCUACGCUGUGGAGAGAGAGCAGGUGUUAGCAGUACUCAACGAGAAGACCAGAGAGAACAGCCAGCUGCGCUCAGACUACCACCGCCUCAUGGACAUCAUGGCCGGGAAGGAGGCGGCUCUGCUGAAGCUCCAGCAGGAGAACCAACGCCUCUCCAACAUGAGCGACCCCUCAGGAAGCCAGGAGAUGUUCAAGGAGACCAUCCAGAACCUGUCCCGCAUCAUCCGGGAGAAGGACAUAGAGAUCGAUGCUCUGACGCAGAAGUGCCAGACCCUGGUGACCGUCCUGCAGGCGUCGGGGGGAGGAGACUCUGGAGGCGUCAGCAGCAACCAGUUCGAGGAGCUGCUGCAGGAGAGGGACACGCUGAAGCAGCAGGUGAAGAAGAUGGAGGAGUGGAAGCAGCAGGUGAUCACCACCGUCAAGAACAUGCAGCACGAGUCGGCUCAGCUGCAGGAGGAGCUGAUCAAGCUGCAGGGUCAGGUCUCUGAAGACAGCGACUGCAGCUCCAAGCUGACGGUGGACUACAGCCGCUUGAUCCAGAGCUACGAGCAGAAAGAGAGGAGGCUGGGGAGUCUGAGUCAGGAGCUCGCUCAUGUGCAGCAGACCAUCACAAAGCUCAGCUCCACCAAGGACGUCCUGCUGGGUAAACUUGACAGCGUGGUGCAGACUCCUGAAGUCAUAGCUGCUCAUUCAAGUGGACCUCUUCUCACAGCUGAAGCUCCGAGCCAGCAGACCUCUGCAGCAGAAGUGAAUAUUGAGAAACUGCAGGAAGAACUCGCCCGAUUGCAAGCUCAAUUAGCUGAGAGGGAAAAUACCAUCCGGACUAUCCAAGAGAACAACCACCGGCUCUCCAACUCAGCGAAUGCCUCAGAGAUCGAGCAGAGGAGUCAAGCUGAGGGAGCCCGGCAGGUCAAAGAGAGGCUGGAAGCCCUUCAGAGGUCUGUGAGGGAGAAAGACCUGCUCAUCAAAAGCAAAGGAGACCAGCUGAGUCAGGUCAGCGAGGCGCUGCGCAACCGAGAGAACGACAACGAGGUCCUGAAGCAGGCCGUCACAAACCUGAAAGAGCGCGCUCUGAUUCUGGAGAUGGACGUGAAGAAGCUGAAGGAGGAGAACGAGCUGGUGGCCGCGCGCUCUCGAGAGAAAGAGUCCGAGUUCAGAGCGCUGCAGGAGACCAACAUGCAGGUUUCUCUGCUGCUCAGAGAGAAAGAGUUUGAACUGAGCGCCGUGAGCGAGAAGGCCGCCACUGUGGAGAAGAUGCUCCAGGACAGAGAGCAGGGAAAGUCCGGCGAGCUGAAUCAGCUCCUGAAUAAACUGAAGUCCAUGCAGGACAAAGCCGUGGCCUUCCAGCAGGAGAGGGAUCAGGUGAUGAUGGCGCUGAAGCAGAAACAAAUGGAGACGACGGCAGUUCAAGCCGAGCUUCAGCACGUGAGAGAUAAAGAACAGCGUCUCAACCUGGAGCUGGAGAGGUUGCGUAAUCACCUGUUAGAGAUCGAGGAGUCGUACACGAGGGAGGCGGUCUCUUCAGAGGACCGGGAGACGGAGCUGCGGAGGAGGGUGGCCAUGCUGGACGAGAAGCUGGCAACUUCUUCAAGUGCUGUGGAGAACGCCAGCCAACAGGCCAGCAUGCAGGUUGAGUCUCUGCAGGAGCAGCUGAGCGGAGCGGUGAAGCAGAGAGACGACGCUCUCGCACAUCUCCGGACCUCACAGGAGCAGGUCAACCAGUACGCAGUGUCGCUCUCCAACCUGCAGAUGGUGCUAGAGCAGUUUCAACAAGAGGAGAAAGCCAUGUACUCUUCAGAGCUUGAGAGGCUCAAGAGGGACAAAGAGGAGUGGAGAAGAAAAGCUGAGAGGCUGGAAGACCAGGCAUCUGCACUCCAGAUAAACCUGGACGAAGCGAACGCUGCUCUGGACUCGGCGUCCCGUCUCACCGAUCAGCUGGAUCUGAAGGAGGAGCAAAUGGAGGAGCUGAAUAAACAAGGUGAGCUGCAGCUGCUUAUGUUGGAGGAGGACGGGCGUCACGGGGUCACGGGAUGGGUGUCGAGCUGGCUGGGAGGCAGAGGAGCUCAAAGUGUCCCCAACACUCCCCAGAGGCCGACCAGCACCAGCGUGCUCAACUCGUCGUUCUCAGAGAUGUUUGUAAAGUUCCUGGAGAUCGAGUCGACGCCCUCUCUGCCUGCACCGAGGCUUCCAGUUCACGACAUCAAGCCUCUGAGCGCCCCGCCUCCAAGACGAACCGCCGCUUCUGCCUCCAGCACGGCCACGGGAGCUGCAGCAGCCGCUAAGCGAGCCGGAGACUCGAACCCCUUCCUGGCGCCGCGCUCCGCUGCAGUGCCCCUGCUGGCCAGUUCAGGUUCUGCCGGCUCAGGUGGAGGUCACCUGCUGAUGAAGCCGAUCUCUGACAACCUGCCCACCUUCACACCUGUGCCGGUCUCAGCGGAGGCCAGCGCUGGAGCCGUGCUCAAAGACUUGUUGAAGCAGUGAUCAGAGAGACGCGCUCAUGUUGACACUACACAGACGGAGACUCGUUUAUCAUUCCUACUUAAAGUCUAUAAAGGUUAUUCUGGUGUUUUUAAAUCUGGGACUUUUGGGUCUAAAUGACCGACAGGUAGAAAUGAUGACAUCAUCUGAACCUGCCGGCUGCAGAAUCAUGAACUGUAGUGAACACGCUUUGAUUUGGUGCUUUCUGUCUAAAAGAAUAUUUUAGAGCCGUGAAGCAGAGGACACACUGCACGACUUCACGCCCGUUAUUCAACCAGGUUUUGAGUUAAAUCAGUGAAUUUAAAGUCCGGCUAAAUGUCUGCUCGAUGUGUGUCGUCUGUGCUCAUAACGGACCGAUCAGCUGCUCCCGACCGCUCGGAUGAUUUUCUAUCAUGUACACAGUCAGAGCCGAUUCACAACACACACUGUCAGAGUCUAAAAUCACCAUGGCAACAGCAGGCAUGCCUGUUAAUAACUUAUCGUCAUUUGACCCCAUAGAUAAAAACUAAAACAGAUCAGUGUUUUAAAAAUACCAGAUUAACCCAUUAAUGCUCCCUUUGUUUGGGGGGGGGGGGGGUCAUACAUUUUAUUUUUUAGGUUUUUACUUUGAGUUACUGUUCUAUGCAUCAGAGUCUCCCUUUACACAUCAGUACCAGUGUUCACACUCAUCACUACUGUCAGGUGUUGACACACGAGUUAAUAAUGUUCAAUGAAGAGACUCCAUGUGCACAAGGGAGGGGAGGGGGGGGGCAGUUUGAGCUCGUGGGUCCUUUAGAUUGAAAGCUGCAGAGUAGAUUUUCAUAGAAAGAGUCCUUUUGAUCAUAUCUGAAGUUUUUGAUUUGUAUUCAUCGCUCAAGUUCCUCGCACAAGUGACCUUGUAAAGUGGCGGUGUGCGGCUCCAUGCGCUCAUCAUCCCGUCUCUCUGCAGGAGGAAACACCUCAUGUGUCCUCCACUUUCCAUUCCUCGUCCUCCCCGAGCUCUUUCUGAUCCAGGACUCUCUGGCAGCAGUCGCCUGUCUGCAGAUUUAUGUGCUUCACUACAUCUGUUAAAAGCAUAAAAAGACUUUUCUGCUAAAUCGUGUCUUUUCCAGACAUCCAGACUGUGAUAUGCAAUAAGCGUUGUAACUGUGGCUGCAGCCUGCGGUUGAUCAGAAGCUAGAGACUGCUCUUAUGUUGAAGUACAGUACUAUUAUAUAGUUCUAUAUAUAUAUAUAUAUGUAAAUGGGUGGGUUUUUCUUAUUUAUGGGCACUGAGGACGUUCUGGAAGUUAAGUGCCUGCAUUUUUUGCUAAUUAGAUGUAAAAUCAGGAUUGUAAAUGGUUAAUAUAAAUAUAUAUAUAUUUACAAAAUGUAAAAAAAACUGCACAUUGAAGAAGUUUGACCUGACCAGAGCUGGACAGCGGGACACUGAGCCGCUGGACGUUUUUUAAAGGCAUCGAUCAGCCGCUGCAGCAGGAAUGUUUCAGCGUCUCUCCGGGUGGAUCUAUGAAAUGUUUGAACUCCUCGCUGUGGAGGAACUUUUGAAGGUGCAACAUUUGAAACUGAGAGGCGUCAAAACAUUCGGAUUACUUUGAUCUUUUCCUGAGGCUAGUACCCUUCACUUAAUUGGAAAUCAAAUAAAGGUACUGCUGACCCCUAA
Messenger RNA from Labrus mixtus (cuckoo wrasse), 7872 nucleotides. RefSeq names its product thyroid hormone receptor interactor 11 (gene trip11). Gene Ontology annotation, biological process: endoplasmic reticulum to Golgi vesicle-mediated transport; Golgi organization. The transcript is spliced from 19 exons. Gene Ontology annotation, cellular component: Golgi apparatus. The record is from RefSeq and is a predicted model, not a curated record. The coding region runs from base 475 to 6237 and encodes 1920 amino acids. Lineage: Eukaryota; Metazoa; Chordata; Actinopteri; Labriformes; Labridae. Gene Ontology annotation, molecular function: small GTPase binding.